UUUGUGCUUGUUCACAAAAAUAUUUAUUUUAAAUAAAUGUUCCAUCCAUUUUGCAUUUCAACUUUAUUUUAAAUAACUAAAUUUGGCUUUGAUGUUAAGCCUGAGGCGUUAGCUCUGUUCAGUUAACUGCUCCUGUUUUAACCUCUGGUGUCUGGGAGGAGCCUCAGGUGUUAAUAUAAGAAAACAGAUCUUUGAAUCAGGAAUAGACGCAUGCAAGGACUCGGACAAGCCUCAUCAGUGUACUGGUUCAGGAUGACAGCAGCCCUCCUCAGUUUCCUCCUUGUGGCUCCAGUGUUGCUGGUCACCGGCGGCCCAGUUUAUGACUCCACUAACAAGAUUGUACCACUGGUUCUGUGGCAUGGAAUGGGUGACAGCUGCUGUAACCCUCUCAGCAUGGGGGCGAUAAAGAAGAUGGUGGAAAAGGAGGUCCCUGGCAUCUACGUUCUCUCGCUGAUGAUCGGGAAAAAUGUCAUAGAGGACACAGAAAAUGGGUUUUUCAAGGAUGUGAAUGAGCAGGUGUCCAUGGUGUGCGAUCAGCUGGCCAAGGACCCGCAGUUGAAGGGCGGAUACAACGCUAUGGGAUUCUCCCAGGGGGCUCAGUUUCUGAGAGCUGUGGCUCAGCGCUGCCCCUCGCCACCAAUAAAGACCUUGAUCUCUGUUGGAGGCCAGCACCAAGGAGUGUACGGGCUGCCUCGCUGUCCCGGAGAGAGCUCUCACAUCUGUGACAUAAUACGUAAAGCUCUGAACAGUGGCGCCUACAGUGACCUGGUUCAGAAGCACCUGGUGCAGGCCCAGUAUUGGCAUGACCCCUUAAACGACGACCUGUACAAGAAGCACAGCCUGUUCCUGGCCGACAUCAAUCAGGAGAGGUCUGUAAAUGAGACGUAUAAGAAGAACCUCCAGCGUCUAGAGAAGUUUGUGAUGGUCAAGUUCCUGAAUGACACAGUAGUGGAUCCUGUUGUCAGUGAGUGGUUUGGCUUCCUGAAAACUGGUCAGGCCAAAGAGACAGAGACUCUGCAGGAAAGUGUCCUCUACAAAGAGGAUCGUCUGGGCCUCGCAGCGAUGGACAAGGCUAAAAAGCUGGUGUUUCUAACCUCUGAAGGAGACCACCUCCAGUUCACCAAAGAGUGGUUCGACACAAACCUGCUCCCCUAUUUACGCUAAACUCCCCUCCAAAUGCCGACGUGAGGUCCAGCUUGUUGUCUUGGGGCUGAAAUUCGAUUGUAGUGAAGUGGAGUCAGUAAAAUGAAGCUGAAUGACUGGAGCAGGGAUUCAGGAAGCACACAGCUCAUUUGUUUUGCACUGAUCAUUUUUUAGCAUGUUGAGCCGGUUUGAUGCCAUGGUAUUUUUAGUUCGUCUGCUGCAGCACUGUUAGCGUGAGGCUGCUUUGUUUGUUCAGCGCCAGCUGCAAAUUAACCUGCAACAUUUAACAGCUGAAACUCAAGUGUGCGUGUUACAUGAUUCAUCCAAUAAAGAUAAGAAACAUUACGCUCA
Betta splendens (Siamese fighting fish) is the source of this 1494-nucleotide messenger RNA. RefSeq names its product palmitoyl-protein thioesterase 1 (ceroid-lipofuscinosis, neuronal 1, infantile) (gene ppt1). Gene Ontology annotation, biological process: protein depalmitoylation; receptor-mediated endocytosis. The transcript has 11 exons. The record is from RefSeq and is a predicted model, not a curated record. Bases 211 to 1164 code for a protein of 317 amino acids. Lineage: Eukaryota; Metazoa; Chordata; Actinopteri; Anabantiformes; Osphronemidae. Gene Ontology annotation, molecular function: palmitoyl-(protein) hydrolase activity. Gene Ontology annotation, cellular component: lysosome.